Trematomus bernacchii (emerald rockcod) is the source of this 2227-nucleotide messenger RNA. RefSeq names its product secretogranin II (chromogranin C) a (gene scg2a). The record is from RefSeq and is a predicted model, not a curated record. NCBI's taxonomy places the organism in Eukaryota, Metazoa, Chordata, Actinopteri, Perciformes, Nototheniidae. Gene Ontology annotation, cellular component: secretory granule. Bases 71 to 1720 code for a protein of 549 amino acids. The transcript is spliced from 2 exons.
GUGCUGAAUCAGACUCACACAGAGACGGAGAGAGCCUCCUCCUCACUAACUACUAACACAAGGCGUCACCAUGCCGUCACUCCCCACAGGCAAACCUUUCCUCAUCUGUUGCACCCACUUCAUCUUCCUCUUCGUCUUCCUCUUCGCCUCCUCUCACGUUCGGGGGGCUUCUCUCCGGCAGCGAGGAAGUGAAUCCCAGAGAGGAGGAGGAGGAGGAGGAGGAGGAGGCGACUUCCUGCAGAGCCCCAACGACGACAUGCUCAAAGCUCUGGAGUUCAUCGAGAGCCUGCGUCAGAGGAGCGGCACGAGUACGGGAUACGAUGUAGACGACGCCGAGAAGCUGAGAGCGAUGCUGAGGCUGGCUCCGAAAGAGGAAGAGGAGGAUGAGGAGGAUGAUGAAGGCAGGGAGGAUAAGAGUGAGGAGCUGCUGCAGGCUGUGCUCAGCACCCUCCAGGAGACGGAGCAAGCCUCAAAACAGACGCCGCUUCGCCCCAGGGUGCAACAACACGGCAUCAAGCCCCACAGGAAGAUGCCGCUGAUGUUUGAGGAUGAGGAAGAGGGCGAGGGCGACGAGGAAGAAGAGGGAGAGGAGGGGCCGGAUCUGGCGCCUUUCAAACGCACAAACGAGAACGUGGAGGGGAAGUACACGCCGCAGAAUCUGGCCACGCUGCAGUCCGUGUUCGACGAACUGGACAAGAUGACCAGCGUGAAGACGAAGAGGCAGGAAGAGGAAGAGGAGGAUGACGAAGAUGAGGAUAUGUUCAACGUGAGGAACGUGGCGUAUGACGACGAAGGAGGGGAUCUCGCAGACUGGGGAGAGGGGGAGGAAGUCAAACAAGAGGAGGACCGACGGACCGAUUAUGACGAAGAAGCGGACGACGACGAGAAAGACAACUACCCGGUCAAGAGGUCAAGAGACACGGACGAAGUCGCCAAUCUCGUAGACUAUUACCUCCUGAAGGUGCUGGAGAAAACGGAGGAAGAGGAGCACAAGAGAGAGAUAGAGGAAGAGGAGAAGAAGAGAGAGGAAGAGGAGAAGAAGAAGAGGGACACCAUGGAUCCGAGGACCAUCUACCAGCUCAUACAGAUCUCACAGAAAUACCAGAUCCCCCCGGAGGACCUGGUGGACAUGCUGAACACGGGAGAAACCACCGAGCCACGAAAACCCUCUCCGGUGUCCCCGAAGAAGACGCACAAGUUUCCCGAAGAAACGUUCUUCAACAGACGAUUUCCUGAGAGGCAGAAGACCCCCGAAGAAAGGCGGACGGAGGAGAUCCUGAGCAUCCUGGGGUUAGGAGGCGACGAAGACAAAACUCCCGUCAGGAAGCAGUACUCCUCCUACUCCUCGCCGUCAUCACAACGGAGACCCCUCCCCUCCGGCACGUUACGGGACGACUACGACGACACCUUGGACGAAGACGAGCUGGCGGCGUAUCUAGCGGCUCAGAUGCUCGUUCGGUAUCCGAUAAACAGAAACAGAAACAACAAGGUGAGCCAAAAGCGGGAGGAACCGAGCGGCGCCGGCUCCUUUGAGCGGGCGAUGCAGGCGUACUUUGAUCAGAUGGACUCGGGUAGAAAGGAAAGGAGACACACGGAGGACGAGGACGAGGAGGAUAAGACGAAGGGUUUUGAUAAUGAGGCGGUGAUGAAACUAAUGAGCUACCUGAGCCCAGACACUGAAGAGAGAGAGAGCGACGCCAAAACUGAACAGGAGAAAUAAAGCCUGGAGAUAGAUGUAUAGUAUAUAUAAAUAUAUAUAUUGUUUUGGUGGAGAAUAAAGUAUUUUGAAGAAUAAAAUGAAAUGCAGUUCAGUAGGUUUACAACCGUUCUUAUUUAUUAGCAGAGAUGUGAGUUCAGACAUUCAUUUGAUGCUUCUUCUUUUUUUAAACAAUCCGUACAUGUGACUCACCAGCCUUUCAACACACACACACACACACACACACACACACACACACACACACACACACACACACACACACACACACACACACACACACACACACACACACACACACACACACACACACACACACCACACACACACACACACACACACACACACACACACACACACACACACACACACACACACACACACACACACACACACACACACACACACAAAUCAGUGUUGGAUCCUUGUGUUUUUUUGGGGUAAUUCUUUCUUAAAUGUGGUCAUAUGUGACAUUCCUGAGGUUAAUAAAGCAUUGACUUUAUUUUUUCCUUA